AUGCAACGUAGCGAUGACAACCAUGUGUGGCUUCUCGGAGAGGACUCAGGUUACCAUGACAACUACGAUACUAUCUACUCGUCAUGUGACACAACUAGCAUCGUAGCACUGACAAAGGACAGACUACAUGUUGACUACUACACUGCUGUGGAACAGCUGAGAAUGAUUAGAUUCAACUUCCCUCUAGCGGUUGAUUUUGUGGUCACUCGAAUGAUUAACGAGGAACAACAGGACGAAGUCUUCGUGACCGUACAUGAAGGACAAUUGAGUGGAGAUGUGAGGCUGAUAGAUUCGUCUGGUUCAACAGAUACCAAAAUUGACAGACUGGAGGUCUAUUACAAUGGACAAUGGGGGACAGUGUGUCAGGACAACUUCGGUAUAAAUGAUGCAAGAGUGGCUUGUCGUCAACUAGGUUUCCUAGGUUACAUAGGCUAUGGGGUCGUACGAAAUGCCCUAACAGUGUCAGCAUCCACACCGAUAUGGUUGGACGAGCUUGGUUGCUUUGGAUCUGAAACUAGACUAGAUGACUGCCCACACAAUUCUAUUGGAAUUCAUAAUUGUGAUCGUUCUGACGAUGUGGGAUUAGUGUGUGCAAUAAAUGAAGAUUUGAGACUUGUGAAUAGUUCUGGCACCACUGGGUUAGGUCCCGAUGGUCGACUGGAGUUGUUUUAUAACGGACAAUGGGGGACAGUGUGUGACGAUAGCUUCAGUCCAAACGAUGCAAGGGUGGCUUGCCGUCAGCUGGGGUAUGAUGACUAUGCUAAUUAUGGACGAGUAGGAACAUUAGGUUUCUCCCAAUCAUCAUCAACCACUCGGACAUGGCUGGACGAGCUUCGUUGCUGCUUAGGAACUGAGAGCAGACUCAUCGAUUGUCCUGCUAACCCUAUCAGAGUGGAAGAUUGCACCCACACACAAGAUGUGGCCUUGUUCUGUAUUUCGGAUGGAGACCUGAGGCUGAUAGACAACUCAGGCCGAACAGGAGACUCCUCUGGCAGACUGGAGGUCUAUUACAGUGGACAAUGGGGGACAGUGUGUGAUGAUAGCUUCAGUCCAAACGAUGCAAGAGUGGCUUGUAGUCAACUAGGAUUCUCAACCUACACUCAAUACGGAGCAGUUGGAACGCUAGGUUUCUCCCAACCUUCAUCAACCACUCGGAUAUGGUUGGACCAACUUAGUUGCUCAGGAACUGAGAGCAGACUCAUUAAUUGUCCUGCUAACACUAUCGGAGUGGAAGAUUGCACUCAUUCAGAAGAUGUAGCCCUGGUGUGUGGUGCAGCUACUUCCCCUUCUUCCCCUUCUUCCCCGUCCUCAACUCCAACUACAUCCUCCAACAUAACAUCAAUCAGCACAGGAGUGACUAUUCCUAUUAUCAUUGUCGUUGUGAUCCUUUUUAUUUUCCUGUUCUGUGUUUUCACAAACCGGAGGAGACACCAUGUUGGUCGCCCAGCAACCAGAGCUCCUAUAGUCGCUAAUGUUAGAUCAACAACUGUUAUCAUCGCCAAGUCAACCGCACCAGCUGCAAAAGCACAAGAUACGGCGUACCCUAUGCAAUCCAAACCCCAACAUUCAAAUCAGGCCCCCCCUCAGAAUAUCUACACCACUGGACAGCAACAACCCCCAGCCCCCUACACCACUGGACAGCAACCCCCAGUCCCCUACACCACUGGACAGCAACCCCCAGUCUCCUACCCUACUGGACAGCAACCCGCUGCUCUGUACCCUGCUCUGUACCCGGAGGAGCCCCUCCAGCAUAUCCAGGAUGAUUAUGGGGACCUACUAGGCAUGCAGUACAUGCAUGAUUAUUAA
This is a messenger RNA of Halichondria panicea, 1806 nucleotides long. RefSeq names its product scavenger receptor cysteine-rich type 1 protein M130-like. Bases 1 to 1806 code for a protein of 601 amino acids. Lineage: Eukaryota; Metazoa; Porifera; Demospongiae; Suberitida; Halichondriidae. The record is from RefSeq and is a predicted model, not a curated record. Gene Ontology annotation, cellular component: membrane. The transcript is spliced from 10 exons.